Messenger RNA from Schistosoma rodhaini, 423 nucleotides. NCBI's taxonomy places the organism in Eukaryota, Metazoa, Platyhelminthes, Trematoda, Strigeidida, Schistosomatidae. The record is from the annotation of a GenBank genome assembly.
AUGUCGACAAACACAACAGUAAUAAGUGUUUUCUUAAUUAUUCAUUUAGAAUUAUUCAUUGUUUCUUUAUUGCCAAUCCAUACAAAUAAUAUUACAUUACAACGUUAUCGACCUAAACGAUGGGCUUAUUAUGAAAUACAUAAAUGUGGUCGUAUUAAAGGAUAUAGUUGUUUAGAACAUCGUCACUGUUAUGAACGUUAUCUACGUCAUGAUAUGGUUUGUUUUGAAGUUUAUCCAUGUUUAAGUUCAUGUAUAUUUAUUGCUCAGUUAUAUGACUAUGAGAAAUUUGCACAACAAAUUGAACGUUUAAUGAUCAAGGGAAUACCUGUAAAUAAUCAUGAUGAUGCAGUAAAUUUUGUACGUGAAAAAACAAAGAAAUUAGCCCAAGAUUUAAAUAUGUCACUGCCGUUAGGUGGAACAUAA